CAAAAGGGGCGGCGCUAUGGGUAACGAUUUAGGACAAACCUCCACCACAAACGAUUCGGAGCACAGGUAAUGCGAAAGAGGAAUAAUUCGUUGACCGCGGAUCAUGACAGCAUUGUCACUGCUAACAGCAACACACUGCUGGACAGCAGCUCGCACUUAAAAUACGAGCACAAGAAAACAGGAGGGGAUCCCGGAACCGAAGUUCUGUAUCAUCCUGUAGAACCCGAUUCGAAAAAAACGAUGAAGAGAACAUUCCGAAGGAAUGUUCUGUUCUCCCGAUUAAAGAGGCUUCUCAUCUGGGUGAUUGGACUGUACAUAGCCAUUCCAUUCAUAAUAAAACUCUGCCCUGCCAUUCAGGCCAAACUGGUAUUUCUAAACUUUGUGCGUAUGCCAUACUUCAUUGACUUGAAGAAGCCACAGGACCAAGGCUUGAACCACACCUGUAACUUCUACCUUCAACCAGAGGAGGGGCUCAAUAUUGGUGUCUGGCACACUGUCCCCGAGGCUCUGCAGAAGGAGGCUCAGGGAAAGGAACAGGCUUGGUUUGAAAGUACCUUAGACUCCUCCCACCACAUUAUCUUGUAUUUACACGGCAAUGCUGGGACCAGGGGUGGGGACCACAGAGUGCAGCUAUAUAAGGUCCUUAGUUCCUUAGGGUACCAUGUAGUCACAUUUGAUUACAGAGGGUGGGGGGAUUCUGAUGGAAGCCCCUCAGAAGGCGGUAUGACUGCCGAUGCAAUCUUUAUGUAUGACUGGGUGAAAAAGAGGAGCAGAAGCCACCCACUUUAUAUCUGGGGUCACUCAUUAGGAACAGGCGUAGCCUCAAACUUAGCAAGACAUCUGUCUGAAAGAGGGAGUCCUCCUGAGGCCUUAAUCCUAGAGUCUCCAUUUACCAACAUACGGGAAGAAGCUAAAAGCCAUCCAUUUUCAGUGAUUUAUAGAAACCUGCCUGGAUUCGACUGGUUCUUUUUAGAUCCAAUAACUGCAAGCGGUAUACGAUUUGCAAACGAUGAGAAUGUGAAACAUAUCUCGUGUCCUAUGCUGAUCCUCCACGCAGAAGACGAUACCGUUGUUCCAUUUCAUCUUGGAAAAAAGCUUUAUACAAUUGCCGCUAGCUCCCCCAGCCUACGUGGACACAAAGUUCAGUUCAUUCCAUUCCAGAAGGCCCUCGGUUACAGACACAAGUUCAUCUACAGGAGUCCAGAGUUGUCACAUAUAUUGAGGGACUUCCUUAGCACAUCUGAGUCACGUGCAUAGCUGCACAAUGCGGAAUCUGGAUCAAUUUUCCCCCCUAUCAGCAUGAGAAGAUGCUUUGUUGAUUUCUAUCAUUCCUUAAAAAUAGAGAGAGAGAAAGAGAGAGACAGAUACUUGGGUCUGUUUUUGUUUUGUUUUGAUUUUUGGUGCAGGAGGACAGCAUGUACUUUUAACGUAAAAUAUACAUACAAAAAUGACAAAAGAUAAAAUGCACUAACAAGCUUUAUUCUGCAAACUAGGGUCACGGACCUCACAAAACAGAUGAAGAAAAAAGAAGGGUCUGGGUGGGAUUAUUUGCACAUCAUAUCUAAAUAAUGUGAAAGUACUGUAGUUUCUUUGAAAUUAAUGUGCUGCAUCUGCUGUGAAUGGAAAAUCCAGUAUCCUUGCCUAAAAACAAUAUCACAUUUCUAGAUGUAUUACUUGUUUAUAACAGGUCCUUAAUCGAAAGUGUUUUGCAUUUUUGUUUUAUGCACUGUUAUGGCUAGCCAUUAAUUUAUUAUUACUUCAUUACUUUUCCACAAGCCUCUAACAUUCUGAAAUUGCUAAAUUGAACUAAAUACAAGGUAGCUUAUGUGGAUAAGCUGGAAAUCUGUUGACCUCUCUUUCCAAAAAGGAAUAAAAAGAAAUCCCCUACCUCCUGCUGUUUGAAGGGUUAGACCCGCAAAUCUUUAUCUCCAUUCCCAUGACAGCAGUUGUAUAAGGCCCUGUCCACACUACAUAACCGAUGUCGAGAACCGUACUCAAACAAACUUUUUAAUUAAUCCAGCUCGAAGCGUCCACACUGAAGUACCGUUUCAUGUUUAUUCAAGCUUAAUGCGUACAAACGCUUUUAAAAUAAUCUGGUUACAGUUCGUAGCAGCGCAAUGAACAGUGGAAAUAAUACUAUAGUAUCCCACUGUGCACUGUAUUUUAUUUUAAAAUAAUGUGUUAUGCUCCAUAUUAAUAGAGGUCCAUAUUGCUAAAAAGAAAUAAAACAAGUAUUUUGAAGUGAAUGCAAGUGCGUACACACACACACACACACGUAGGGCUUGAAGUUUUCAGGUUUUAUUUUUAAUCAGGUGAGCUGAUUCUGUUUCUCAGAAAAAAAGCUGUUAAUUACAAAACAAUCUUUGUUUUUACCUUCUAUCUUGCCUGAGCCUAAUGCUGGUUACCUUAAUUUUAUUUCAAACAGAGCUGACAAGUUAUAUGAAUUGUUCAUCAUUGAUCCUACUUUUAACUUGCAUUUCAUUUUUGCAGACGCCUAAUUUUAAUCGUGUGCUUUUGUUAUUUUCCCCACUAGUUUAACAGAGAUAUCCUGACUGAUUUUUUUUAAGCAUAGAAAUGAAUACCCAGUGCGGAGUGUACACUGAUAGCAAGUCCUUCAGAAGCCUGCUCUGAGUAUUUCGCCAAACAUCAAAAAGCAUUUUGGGAUACUGGAGGAUUCACAAAAAAUGUAGUUCAGUAUUACAACGCCCACACUUCUGACAAACCGCACUACCUGAUGCGAUCAAAUUUAGAACCGGACUUGAGACUACCUCGAGGUGGUCUUGAGUCCGGUUCUCGAGUACGGUAUUAAACGCUGUGUCGUGUGGACGCUACCCGUGUUUCGCACUUUUAAGCCGUUUUAAAAGUAACUAAUACGGUUUAAAGGUAUAGUGUGGACAGGGCCUUAGAUUUGUAAUAUUGUUAUGUGGGUAAACACUGGAAUUCAGGUUAUAUCUGAGUGCACUGGAAACCUGCAGCUACAGAAAUAGGAAACGGCAGGCACUAGCAUAUUUAUAACAGUUAUCUUUCAGGUUUUAAACUAUGCAUGUUUAUUAACAUUAACGCGGCAACACAUUUUAAUCUAUUUUUUUUAUUUUUUAUGAAUGUUAAUUUUAGGAAAAAAUAAUUCUGCAUAAGAGUGACAAAGCGGUUUUAGUUCCAGAAACAGUUCUGUCGACCCAGAUGAAGCUCAAGCUAAGCUACGGAUUUGCAACAAGGAUUGGUUGGUUUACUGACCGUAAAGGUGUAACCAAUGUUUAGCAUAUCAGAGGGUUUUAAAUAAGUGUCAAGCCAUCAUUUGACAUAUCUGUCAUUUAUUACCCCGAGUCCCCAUUUUAUCUUUCUCACCAAAAACUUGAAUAAUAAGUGUGGUAAUCCACAGCAAUUUUCUACAAUACGUGUGUUAUAGUCAGAUCUAGGGGGCAAGUUGAGUGCUUCACUUCUCAGAUGUCUACCAACUACAUUGAUUGUGCUCCUGACAGUCAGCAACGUUGGUAAAUGUCAAAUUGUGAAAGCGCUUGUAACAGUUUCACAAAACUGUAGCAGACCCCCUUCACUUUGCUUGAUGUAUUUUGGCAUAGUUGAGCACCAUCCAACACAGGACUUUUAGAAGCCUGACAGUCAACGUGUCAAUAUGGAUGCAUGAUGGCUUCAUGUAUAUCACCUCCUACUGGCACUGUGCUGUUCUAGUUUUUGUAAUAGAAACAGGGAUGUCUUUUUUCUGAAUCCUUUUUCUAAAAGGAAAGGGUCAAGUUAAUCAUAAACUGGAACAAUAUACAUAUUAAUAUUUUUGCUUUGGCCCACACGUGGAUUAUGAACUCAUAAGGUAAUGCUUGCUUGUACAACGUCUGUUUUACUAAGUGCAAUAAUAAUAAUAAUAAUAAUAAUAAUAAUAAUAAUAAUAAUAAUCUUAGCCUUUCUUAUGAAGUGCAGUAACCACUCCUUUAAUAUAUUUUCAGUGUAUUGUCUUCUGUGAAUUUAACACAGAGUCAAAACAAGGUCUAAAUAACCUGGACAAUGUACUGUAUAUUACACCUUUAGCAGCUUCAACAAUACUAACAAAUACAAUUUUUGAGGACAGCUUUUAAUCUGUUUUGAGGGUACAGUUGGCUGAUUUUGUUUGUUUGUUUUUUCUUCCUUUUAUUUGUAAGCUGCUAACCUAAACUUGGCUCAAUGGUUAAGGAUUGUUUUAUGUAUGUUUUUAAAAUAAACAAAAUAAGUAUGUGAA
Messenger RNA from Acipenser ruthenus (sterlet), 4225 nucleotides. Its product is annotated as lysophosphatidylserine lipase ABHD12-like. Gene Ontology annotation, cellular component: endoplasmic reticulum membrane. Gene Ontology annotation, molecular function: phosphatidylcholine lysophospholipase A1 activity; monoacylglycerol lipase activity. Gene Ontology annotation, biological process: phosphatidylserine catabolic process; monoacylglycerol catabolic process. NCBI's taxonomy places the organism in Eukaryota, Metazoa, Chordata, Actinopteri, Acipenseriformes, Acipenseridae. The record is from RefSeq and is a predicted model, not a curated record. The transcript is spliced from 14 exons. The coding region runs from base 70 to 1257 and encodes 395 amino acids.